AUGCCGCUGCACCUCAACCUCCACGGCCACGAUGUUCCGCUGUGGUGGGUCAUCGGCGGCGCCGCCGUCGCCCUCGCAGCGCCCCCGCUUCUCUUCGCGGCCGCCUUCGCUAGCAGAGUGAAGACCAAACCCAACCGACACCGCACAGUCACUAUCCUCGUUCUCGGCGAUAUCGGGCGUAGUCCGCGCAUGAUGUACCACGCUGAGAGCUUCGCCCGGUCAGGCUGGGACACAUUCGUCGUCGGAUACGGAGACACACCGCCCAUCCCCUCCCUCCUCGAGACGCCCCGCGUCCAUCUCCUGCACGUCGCGAACCCGCCAAAACCGCUUCUGAAGCUGCCGUGGAUCUUCCGCGCCCCGAUUCGCGUCAUCUACCAGAUCUUCAGCGUCCUCUGGCUCACCGUCUUCGUCGUGCCAUGUAACACGCAGGUUCUCAUGGUCCAACUCCUGACGUGGGCGACGGGAUGCAAGCUCAUCAUCGAUUGGCACAACACGGGCUACUCUAUCCUGGCAAUGCGCGUUGGCGAGCAGAGCCCCUUGACCCGUCUCGCGAAGUGGCUUGAGCGCACCUAUGGACGAGAGGCCUACGCUCACCUCUUCGUGACGAAAGCGCUGCGAGACUACCUGACGAAUGCCUGGGAUCUCCAUGUCGUGUUCCACGACCGGCCACCUCCCAACUUUGGGCGGACCGAGGUCAUCUCCCGAUUGAACUCCAAGGACAUCCGAAAGACGGCCUUAACGCACAUGGUGGACGGCUGUCCGGAGCUGCGCCCCGACCGACCGGCCUUCAUCGUCUCCUCAACCUCUUGGACGGCAGACGAGGACUUCUCCCUCCUCCUCCAGGCUCUGGACAAGUACCAAGCCGCAAAGGCGCGGGAUCCGUCCCUCCCCCGCCUCCUAGUCAUUAUCACCGGAAAAGGCGCCGGCCGCGCGCCCUUCGAGGCCGAGGUCGCGAAGCGAGAAAAGUCCGGCCAGUGGCCCGAUGUCGCUGUGCGCUGCCUCUUCGUCAGCGCGAAGGACUACCCCGUCGUCCUCGGCUGUGCGGAUCUGGGUAUCAGCAUGCACCAGUCGAGCUCGGGGCGCGACCUUCCCAUGAAGGUCGUCGAUAUGUUUGGAUGCGACGUCCCGGUGCUCGCGCGCGAUUUCGCCUGCAUCGACGAGCUCGUCAAGGACGGCUCGAACGGGCGAAUCUUCAACACGGGCGACGAGUUGGGAGAUCAGCUUAUCGACACGCUCUCCGGCUUCCCCUCCGCGCCGAAACUGGACAAGCUGAGCCAAUUCUUCCGCCAGCAGACCGGCGCCUCGACCCCGCAGCGCCGGUACAUCCCUUCCGGCGUCGAGGCCGAGUGGUGCACGUGGGACGAGAACUGGGACGCCGUCAUGCGCCGCGGCGUGCUGGACUUCAAGGGACGGCAGGGCAGUCCGUUUGGAAGCCCGGCGCCGGCGUCGGAGAAGCUCCGCUGA
This is a messenger RNA of Trichosporon asahii var. asahii CBS 2479, 1464 nucleotides long. RefSeq lists its product as uncharacterized. Gene Ontology annotation, molecular function: mannosyltransferase activity. NCBI's taxonomy places the organism in Eukaryota, Fungi, Basidiomycota, Tremellomycetes, Trichosporonales, Trichosporonaceae. The transcript is spliced from 7 exons. The record is from RefSeq and is a predicted model, not a curated record. Bases 1 to 1464 code for a protein of 487 amino acids. Gene Ontology annotation, cellular component: endoplasmic reticulum.